UGGCGAUCAGUAUCCCUCGAAACCCAGUGGAUCACCGAUCAAUGGAAAGAGCUGAAGAUGUCGGCUUGGUCAUGUGAUCAGCUGUGUCCAAUCAUAGCUGAUCACAUCAGUGCCACCUGUUAGUGUCUAUCAAUGCCAGCUGUCAGUGCCCAUCAAUGCCACCUGCCAGUGCCCAUCCGUGCCACAUCAAUGCCACAUAUCAGUGCCUACCAGUGCACAUCAAUGCCACAUAUCAGUGCCCAUCUGAGCUGCCUUUCAGUGUCACCUAUCAGUGCCAGUCACGCCACCUAUCAGUGCUGCCAAUCAGUGCCACCUAUCAGUGCCAGUCAGUGCUGCCUAUCAGUGUCACCUAACAGUGCAAGUCGGUGCCACCUAACAGUGCCAGUCGGUGCUGCUUAUCAGUGCCAGUCAGUGCCGCCUAUCAGUGCCACCUAUCAGUGCCGCCUAUCAGUG
This is a messenger RNA of Staurois parvus, 453 nucleotides long. The record is from the annotation of a GenBank genome assembly. NCBI's taxonomy places the organism in Eukaryota, Metazoa, Chordata, Amphibia, Anura, Ranidae.